CUGUUUGAGGAGCUGCCUUCAGUGUGGUGUGAGCUGCUGUCAGAGACCCUGACUGCCCUCUGGACCAGCAGCAUUACCUCACACCCUGACCACUGGCUCCGAUGGGACCCGUUGAGUCCAGAGAACCAGCCAGAUCCAAAGCAGCACUCUGCAGCAGAUAACAUGGGUCCAGCCUUGUUGAGUAAGGCGGUGUGGUCCUUCUGCAUGCUGGGAGUUCUGAGCAGCCGUGGACGUGGUGGUGAGGAGGUCAGAGGUGCUGACCUCUGCUGCCUGUCCUACGGGAGCCUCGGGGAGUGGAAGGAGAGGAUCCUGCAGCUGCAGCACUUUUCUACUGUGUUGUGGGAGAACAUGGCACGCCCUGCUUGGACAGACUUUAG
This is a messenger RNA of Austrofundulus limnaeus, 377 nucleotides long. RefSeq names its product midasin. Lineage: Eukaryota; Metazoa; Chordata; Actinopteri; Cyprinodontiformes; Rivulidae. The record is from RefSeq and is a predicted model, not a curated record.